Messenger RNA from Symbiodinium sp. CCMP2592, 1902 nucleotides. Lineage: Eukaryota; Dinophyceae; Suessiales; Symbiodiniaceae. The record is from the annotation of a GenBank genome assembly.
AUGGCUCUGUCUGGUGCAGUCCGGGCAUCUCUUUCUGAUGAGGCCCUGGCGAUUAUUGCGACUGCAGGAAUUGAGACAGAUGCUGAUAUGGCUUGCUUUUGGACUUCCGAAGAAGAGAUUCUGGGAUUAUAUCAGGGGGAGAUUGCUGGGCCUUUGGUUCGCGCAUGGCGCUUGGCCAAUCAGUGUUUUGCCCGGGAGAAUGCUCUUCAACCGCUGAAUGUUCCCUUAAAGAAAUCUGAUCCUGUGCCUGUGGCGGCACGACCCAAGAAGCGAUGCAUGCCGCCUGCUGUGUUGCAGAGCAAGGCCUGCCGAGUUAAGGGUCCCCAGCCAGUGAUGGUGGCACAGCCGCAGCAUAUUGAGUCUAAGAGGUCGCAGCACGUGCAGUUAAUGUUGGACGUGGUCUUAGCCUCUGGUUCGGCGAACCUCAAGUUCUCGCCGGUUGAGCUGAAGGUACGUGCCGAGGUCCUGCCGCUAUUUAUGCGUCUGCUUGAGAAGGUUUCCGAUUCCAAGCUUGCGGCAUUGGUUUCUACGCUUAAGCGCUGGAUUCGUUUUGCUGAGUGUCAUCUUCCUGCUGACGUGGUCUAUUGGAUGCCUUCUGCGAUGACAUUGUCUGCCUUCUUGCAGCAGGUCGCACAGGGCGGUCCCACUGCUUCGGUUAAUGUCUAUCACAAUAUGAGGUGGUGGGUGGAGCAUAUGGGUUUGCCUUUGCCAGUCCAGGACCCGCUUGUUGCAAUGUUCAAGCAGCCUCCGACGGGUUAUGCAGCAAAGCAGCGUACUCCUAUUGCGCUGGGGGUUUUCUUCCACUUGUGCGGAAUGCUGCAGAGUACCACUGGAACUGUCAAAGCCUUUAUUGCAUGGGCUUUGCUGCUGUGUACGGCCUGCCUCAGGUUCGCGCACUUGCAGCGCUCUGUCAAUCUACGGUGCGAAAAUUCCUUGUUGUCGGCCCUUUGCAAGAAAGGGAAGAGAAAGCAGCAAGGUGUGCAGCAACCCUUUGUGUGGUGCGUGCCGGCAUGCCCUGCUCCUUCAGUCUGUAUUGCACCUAUACUGCUGCUAGAAUAUGGCGAGUUGUGUGUGGCCAAGUCCGAUGUGGAUUUUAUUAUCCCUGACCUGCAGCUACCGCGAUCGGGGAGAUUGGAGCCGGGUACACCCAAGCUUUUGCGCCGAAUGAGUCGUGCUAAAUUCUGUGAACUCAUGAGAAGUUUGCUCCGUGCAAUUGGAGUCCAGGACGAGGACGUGGAUCAGCUUUCCAGCUAUUCCUUUCGGCGUUUUAUGCCGACCUUGGCUGACUGUCAGGACGCUUCCUAUGAGGCUAGGCUGGCGGUUGGCAACUGGGUUGAGGCUGCAACUGACAAAGUUACAGCCACGAAGGCUGGAUCUGCAAUGCCGAUUCGAUAUUCGGACGAGAAGGCUGUUACAGCGGGCAUGACCAAGCUUCGCAUGCUAGUUAGUCUUGAUAUUUCCAGGCAGCGCUGUUCAGCCGGGGACCUUACAUGGGCCGAGGUUUCUCGCUUGAGGCCGUCUGCGUCGAAGGUUGAGAAAGCCCUUCAGUCAGCGGCUUGGCGCGCCGGUGACGACAUGGUUCCCAAGCAUGCUUCUGAGAGCGAGGACUUAGAGGACGAGGACGAUGAUUCUUCUUCUUCUAGCUCGGAGUCUUCCUCUAGCGAUUCUGAGGUGUCUGCUGAGGCUACCCCGGUUGUGUCGUGGUUUGUUCAGCAUGGCCGAGGUUCAGUGCACCUGACGCAGAGGCAAGUGCAAGGCCGUCUGGUGCCGUGGUGCCGUGACAUUCCCUUUGAUGUUGCUCAUAGUGAGCGGGGAUAUGGCAUCGAUAUUGGUGCCGAGCGUAGCCUUUGUAAGAAGUGUGUGGCCAGGGCUCCCCCGGCUAUCAUUGCACGCUUUACUUGA